AAACCGAUUACUUUAUUUUUUAAAGUCAUUUUUAUGACUCUCAACGCUUAACUUAUAUAUUUUAAUCUUUAAUUUUUAAUUUUUUUAAAAAAAUAAGAAAUUUAUUAAAUUAUUUAACAAAACCGCGAUAGAAUGUAUUUAACUAUAUUGUGUACUUUGGUUUUAAUGAAAGUUGCUACAGCAAAAAUUCCGAACGCAAAAGAAAUCGAAAUUAUACUUAAAACUCACAAUGACUUCAGAGCUAGUGUUAAUCCCCCGUCAAGCGCCAUGUUUAAAUUGACGUGGAAUCGUGAAGGAGCUUUGAAGGCUGAAGCAAUGACUCAAAAAUGUAUUUUCGGUCAUGACUCCAGUAAAGAUAGAGCAACCUCUAAAUAUCCAUCAGGAGGCCAAAACUUAUUCGCUACAACGGGAACUUCCAAUUGGAAGGAUGUCGUUAAAACGUGGCAUGAUGAAGUCACCAGCUUUACUUUCGGGGUAGAGCGAGGGAAUUUUAAAUCAGUUGGUCAUUAUACUCAAGUUGUGUGGGGUACUACAAAAGAAAUUGGAUGCGGAAUGACGGAAUGUUCUGGGGAAAAAAUAUAUGCAUGCAAUUAUUAUCCGAGCGGCAAUUCACCUCCAUAUUAUGUACCUUAUGAAAAAUCAGCUGUUCAAUCAUGCAAGGGUUGCAUAAAAGGUGGUGUUUGUGCAAAGAAUGUAUACGCUGGGAAAUUACUAGAAUCAUGCGAGCUAUUUUGUGUAAACCAAUUUAGCAACUGCAAUGAUUUAGCAAAGCAAGGUGCUUGUUCAAGUUUCAGAGACAAAUGCGCUCAAUCCUGUAGGCCCGAAUGCAAGUCCAAAAGAUAAAGAACUAAUUAAAAACUAUUUUUUAUAAUACAAAAAAAAAUAUUUGUUUCUUUACAAGAAAUAAUCAUUUAUGCAUAAAAAUCAAAGGAGAAUAAAAUGUUAUAAUAUAUAUACUUAUUUAUUUAUUUAUAAUUCACCUUGCUUGUUUUUGGAUAUAUACUGGGGUAUCAAAAUAAAAUA
Gordionus sp. m RMFG-2023 is the source of this 1023-nucleotide messenger RNA. RefSeq names its product cysteine-rich secretory protein 3-like. Gene Ontology annotation, cellular component: extracellular region. NCBI's taxonomy places the organism in Eukaryota, Metazoa, Nematomorpha, Gordioida, Chordodea, Parachordodidae. The transcript has 7 exons. Bases 133 to 843 code for a protein of 236 amino acids. The record is from RefSeq and is a predicted model, not a curated record.